Messenger RNA from Clunio marinus, 540 nucleotides. Lineage: Eukaryota; Metazoa; Arthropoda; Insecta; Diptera; Chironomidae. The record is from the annotation of a GenBank genome assembly.
AUGCAACAUGCAUCUGGCGAGAGAGAAAGAUGGGAAGAAGAGUCAAGUUGGUUUGAAUUUAAAAUUAUUUAUCAAGGAAAUGGAAUGUCGCCAACACAAACCAAGAAACAGCAGUCGAAAGCUCGUUUUGAAAUGAACAAAAUCAAGUGCUCCCUAAAAAAAGUUACUCAACUGACUAAUAAAAAUGAAGUCGAAAGUUUCCGUUUUCUUAAUUGUUUCGUUUACUCGACUGUCACAAAAGUAAAGACAAAAACUGUCGACUUCUUAAUUCAUCGACUUCUGCCAAUUUAUUCUCCAUUUCUGAAUGAAUUUUAUGCUGUUGAGUUGAAGAAAAAAGAAGCUGAAACCAUUUUUUUAUUUCUUCAUAAAGUGAACCUCCAAAAAACUGUUUUGAAAACCGUAAGAAAUGGUGAAAAUGGUGAAGGAAGUUCACCCAUCCCAAAUGCACUUACAGCAAAAAAAAUUGACAACGAUGCUUUCACUCAGAGAAUGAGACAAGAAGAAACAGCAUCAAAGCGAAAUAAAGUGACGUCAAAGUAA